AUGGGCAUAAUACUGAACAGUUUGGCCCUUUAUGUGUUCUGUUUUCAGACCAAAGUAAGGACACCCUCUGUUAUUUACACCAUUAACUUGGUAGUGACAGACCUCUUAGUGGGUCUCUCUCUACCAGCACGAAUUGUUAUGUAUUACCGUAAUGUAGAGACCUGUUAUAUCUGCUAUUAUGUUCACAGUUUUACGUAUUCUGUGAACAUGUACUGUAGUAUUCUUUUCCUGACCUGCAUCUGUGUUGAUCGCUACCUGGCCAUUGUGCAAGCCAGAGCCUCAUGCAGAUGGAGAAAUCCCAGUUAUGCCAAAUGCAUCUGUGUUUUGAUUUGGAUAUUUGCUGUAAUUGUAACUUUCAUCAUACUGACCACAACGAUUAACCACAAACAUUGUUGUUUUUUCCAGCUACUUAUGCUGACAGGUUUUGAGUAUUUUGUUUCCCUUGGUGAUUGUUGUUUUCUACACCCUGCGGAUCAUGUGGACUUUGUCCAAGUCAAUACAAAUGAACCAAAGCCGAGAGAGACGGGUGAGGGCGGUACAGCUCCUCAUAAUGGUGCUGGUCAUCUUCACAGUCUGUUUCACUCCCAUUCAUGUUAG
Staurois parvus is the source of this 597-nucleotide messenger RNA. The record is from the annotation of a GenBank genome assembly. NCBI's taxonomy places the organism in Eukaryota, Metazoa, Chordata, Amphibia, Anura, Ranidae.